AUGCAGACUAUUAAGUGUGUGGUCGUUGGUGAUGGUGCUGUGGGUAAAACCUGUCUCUUAAUUUCAUAUACCACAAACAAGUUCCCAUCAGAAUAUGUACCAACGGUAUUUGACAACUAUGCUGUCACAGUUAUGAUUGGUGGCGAGCCGUACACCCUAGGGCUAUUUGAUACAGCAGGACAGGAAGACUAUGAUAGAUUACGACCCCUUAGCUAUCCUCAGACAGACGUGUUCCUUGUCUGUUUCUCAGUGGUCUCUCCAUCUUCAUUUGAAAAUGUGAAAGAAAAGUGGGUACCUGAAAUCACUCAUCACUGUCCCAAGACUCCGUUUCUGCUUGUCGGGACACAGAUCGACUUAAGAGAUGACCCCUCCACAAUCGAGAAGCUGGCAAAAAAUAAACAGAAACCAAUCACUCCAGAGACAGCUGAAAAGCUGGCCCGAGACUUGAAGGCAGUUAAAUAUGUGGAGUGUUCCGCACUGACGCAGAAAGGCCUAAAGAAUGUAUUUGACGAGGCGAUAUUGGCCGCACUGGAACCUCCGGAGCCCAAGAAGAAACGCAAGUGUGUGCUGCUAUGA
Staurois parvus is the source of this 576-nucleotide messenger RNA. NCBI's taxonomy places the organism in Eukaryota, Metazoa, Chordata, Amphibia, Anura, Ranidae. The record is from the annotation of a GenBank genome assembly.